CCAUGGAGCGCGCGCCGCCCGACGGGCCGCUGAACGCGUCCGGGGCGCUGGCGGGCGAGGCGGCGGCGGCGGCGGCGGGCGGGGCGCGAGGCUUCUCCGCCGCCUGGACCGCGGUGCUGGCCGCGCUCAUGGCGCUGCUCAUCGUGGCCACGGUGCUGGGCAACGCGCUGGUCAUGCUCGCCUUCGUGGCCGACUCGAGCCUCCGCACCCAGAACAACUUCUUCCUGCUCAACCUUGCCAUCUCCGACUUCCUCGUGGGUGCCUUCUGCAUCCCGCUGUACGUGCCCUACGUGCUGACCGGCCGCUGGACCUUCGGCCGGGGCCUCUGCAAGCUGUGGCUGGUGGUGGAUUACCUGCUGUGCACGUCGUCCGUGUUCAACAUCGUGCUCAUCAGCUACGACCGCUUCCUGUCAGUCACCAGAGCUGUCUCGUACCGGGCCCAGCAGGGUGACACGCGGCGGGCGGUGCAGAAGAUGCUGCUGGUGUGGGUGCUGGCCUUCCUGCUGUACGGGCCGGCCAUCCUGAGCUGGGAGUACCUGUCUGGGGGCAGCUCCAUCCCUGAGGGCCACUGCUACGCCGAGUUCUUCUACAACUGGUACUUCCUCAUCACGGCCUCCACCCUGGAGUUCUUCACGCCCUUCCUCAGCGUCACCUUCUUCAACCUCAGCAUCUACCUGAACAUCCAGAGGCGCACCCGCCUCCGGCUGGACGGGGCCCGAGAGGCAGCCGGCCCGGAGCCCCCGCCCGAGGCCCAGCCCUCGCCGCCGCUGCCGCCGCCGGGCUGCUGGGGCUGCUGGCAGAAGGGGCACGGGGAGGCCAUGCCGCUGCACAAGUGCGGGGCGGGCGAGGCGGGCGCCGGCCCCGAGGCCGGGGAGGCAGCCCUUGGGGGCAGCGGGGGGGCGGGGGCCGCGGCCUCGCCCACCUCCAGCUCCGGCAGCUCCUCGAGGGGCGCCGAGAGGCCGCGCUCACUCAAGAGGGGCUCCAAGCCCUCGGCGUCCUCAGCCUCGCUGGAGAAACGCAUGAAGAUGGUGUCCCAGAGCUUCACUCAGAGCUUCACCCAGCGCUUCCGGCUGUCGCGGGACAAGAAGGUGGCCAAGUCUCUGGCUGUCAUCGUGGGCAUCUUCGGGCUCUGCUGGGCGCCGUACACACUGCUGAUGAUCAUCCGAGCGGCCUGCCACGGCCACUGCAUCCCCGACUACUGGUACGAGACGUCCUUCUGGCUCCUGUGGGUCAACUCGGCCGUCAACCCCGUCCUCUACCCGCUGUGCCACCAUAGCUUCCGCCGGGCCUUCACCAAGCUGCUCUGCCCACAGAAGCUCAAGCUCCAGCCCCACGGCUCCCUGGAGCACUGCUGGAAGUGAACCCCGCCACCACCCACAGCCAGCCCUCCGCCCUGGUGUCCUGGGCAGC
Propithecus coquereli (Coquerel's sifaka) is the source of this 1410-nucleotide messenger RNA. RefSeq names its product histamine receptor H3 (gene HRH3). The coding region runs from base 3 to 1361 and encodes 452 amino acids. Gene Ontology annotation, molecular function: histamine receptor activity. The record is from RefSeq and is a predicted model, not a curated record. Gene Ontology annotation, biological process: adenylate cyclase-activating adrenergic receptor signaling pathway. The transcript is spliced from 3 exons. Lineage: Eukaryota; Metazoa; Chordata; Mammalia; Primates; Indriidae. Gene Ontology annotation, cellular component: membrane.